AUGCUGCCAUCCUCGCGAAGGGAGGAGGAGCUGUACGACAGGGAGGCGGUGCUGGGGCGCGACGCGUCGAGCGUGUUCCCCCGGGAGGCGGCGCAGCAGACCGACGCCAACCGCGACGCCAUGGUGGAGGCCCUCGGCGCGCGCAAGUUCAUAUCCGAGUCCGAGCUGGCCACUAUCAAGUCUUCGCGCGGCGGCACGGUGGACGACGGCAGCGUGGCGGCGGACAAGCCUCUGGCGGUGAUCCUCGCGGAGCGCAAGGCGGAAAAGGACGCCGCCUUCCAGGAGCAGUGGAAGCAGAUGAAGACGGGCAAAAACCGGCCGCUCGACCCCGAAGAGGCUGACUUCUUCUCCGGCCUGCGCCAGCUGCAGGCCGAGCAGGAGGCCAAGGCGCGCCAGGAGGAGCGGUCAGAGCUCGAGGCCUUCAGGGAGGCAGUGCGCGCCGCGGCCGAGUCAGCGGGCCGGGCCGGGGGCGCCGAGGGCGCGGCGGCGGCGGCGGAGGCGGCGGGGGCGGGAGCGGAUCCGCUGGCGCGGAGGCGGUCGGGGGAGGCGGCGGGCCCGCAGCAGCAGCAGCAGCAGCAACACCAGCAGCAGCAGCCCACGGCUGCGCCCAUCAAGAAGCAGCCAUUGGUAAAGGCGGUGAUCAAAGUGAUACCAAAGAGCAAGCGGCCGCCAGCGACCGCGAGCACCAGCGGGAAUGGCGGUGCGGCAGCCGGCAAUGGUGCAGGUAUCAGCGGCGCUGCACAGCAGCAAGCAGCACGACAGGGAGAUGGAGGCGAUGGCGAUGCGCUGGCGGCGCCUGAGGCCAAGCGGCGGAAGGCUGAGGAGCAGCCGGCAGGGUCCGAGGCGAGCGGCGGCGCUGACUCGGGGGGCGGACUAGCUGGCCUGCUGGGCGGCUAUGGCAGCGGCUCUGACGACGAUUCGGGGGCCAGCUGA
Messenger RNA from Monoraphidium neglectum, 933 nucleotides. RefSeq lists its product as hypothetical. Bases 1 to 933 code for a protein of 310 amino acids. Lineage: Eukaryota; Viridiplantae; Chlorophyta; Chlorophyceae; Sphaeropleales; Selenastraceae. The record is from RefSeq and is a predicted model, not a curated record. Gene Ontology annotation, cellular component: nucleus. The transcript is spliced from 4 exons.